Molecule: messenger RNA, 4840 nt
Organism: Mercenaria mercenaria
Lineage: Eukaryota; Metazoa; Mollusca; Bivalvia; Venerida; Veneridae
Exons: 6
Coding region: 274-1230 (318 amino acids)
Source: RefSeq, a predicted model, not a curated record
CCAUGUAACAUUUUGACGAACAUAUUUAUUUUAAUGCAAUAUCACCCCCUGUGCCAGGAAGUUUUAAUUAGCACACUUACUGUAUUUAUAAAUUCGCCUCUUAAUUGAUCCGCACAGUGUAAUAUGCUAAGCCGAUGAAUCUAUAUAUAAUACAUUUAUAUGUAGCACUCAUAUGGAAUGGCUAAGUUACAUAAAACAUUUAACUGUGUUUUUUUUAAUUAAACUAAGACAAUAAAAAAGAUGGGAAGUUAAUGUGUUUCAAGAGAAAGAUUCAUGUUAUAUGAUAUGGAUGUAAACCGUGGAGGGAAAAUGGCAACUGCAAACACUCAAAAUCGAGUUUACCUUUUCCGUCUACAAGUGCUUAUAAUAGAUGGAGGACUUCUAGUAUUACGCAAUAUACUAGACCAGAAGCUAAACGUUCAGAACAUCUCUCUGAGUACAUGUCUGAGUCAAGAAAAGACGACAAUUACAGACCUGAAAAGAAAAAAUGUAAUAACUCAAGUCCAAUUUGAUCAACUGUAUCCGCCGCCAGGAGGAAAACUUCCAUCUACAGUAGACUUUGACAUUACGCUUAUAAUAUGCCUUCUCAGGAAUCUCAAAUGUUGUGGUUUCAAUCAAAAAUUCAAGUGGAAUGUUAUUCCCAAUGCAUCAGACGUAUCAGUGGAGGCUGAUACCUACAGACUCAAACUGUACAGGGAUGAGAUCAGUCAUAUCUCGACGACAACAGGAAUAAAACUGGUAGAUUUCCGUUUUAAGUGGACUGAGAUAGAACAGAUUCUUUUGAGGCUUAACAAUUCGGUGAUGAAUCCGGUUCCAAACUUACAGCAGACAAUUGAUGAUAUUAAACAAAGUCCACUAGAUCCAGAAGCAGAGGAAAGGAUACAAAAAGAAGUGGAUGAGUGGAGAAAACUUGAAAAGGGUGUAGAGGUCGAUUUAAGACAAGUGAAACUAGAUACUCAAGCCAUAAAGGAGGAGGUGAAACAACAAAACACUAGUAUGCAGAAGAUGACGGGAAAAGUGGACGAAAUAGAUAAGCGCACGUCAGAAUUCAUAAGGGGUACACAAAGCAGGGUAUCUGAUCUUGAGAAACAAAUAACCAAGAACAAUGAAUCAACACAAAAACAGAAAGAACAAAAAGAGAUCAAUGCACAAGAAUCAAUAGCAACAAGAAUUCAGAAUGCAGGGUGUCCUGCAAGCAAACAGAAACAUGCAUAUGCUAUAGCAACAUAAAAUAAAAUAAAAGCAAAUAAAACAAAACCAAGCAGUGAACUAGUACGAAAAAGCUAGCUACAUGUGGACAGUAUAGUUUUAUGAGAUCACUUUUUCUACAAGGACGAUUGACAGACUAGAAAAAAACGACUGAAAAUUCAUCAUUCAUGAAAUACUAAAAGAAAUUGAACCAAACAAGUCAUUAACCAACCUCCACGAAGGAAUAUUGUCAAACAAUCAUGCCUGCCUCCAAGCAAAUCACGUGAUGACGGUUCAACCAUGAUAUUCUAAAAUAGAGACGAUCUUGGCAACGCCUGGUAAUUCAAAUGCUUGCCAUAAUCUAAAAGCAAAUUGGCAUUUAUGUCAAAACCCUUAAGAACAGCAAGAGUGUGUCAUAACACAAGAACAACGAAGUAAUUAGGUACUUCUGCAUUAUUUCUUAGUGUUUUUUUUUUUUUGUUCUCGUUUAAUAACAAAAAUAUAUUUAACUACUGAGAUAAAUACCUUGUACAACAAAUUUAAUAUUGUGAAAAUUAUACCAGCUGGCAGUGUUAACUGUACCGACAAUGACACUGUGUUGGAGUUUGGUCAUGAAAAAGGAACAGGUCAAUGGAUAAUGUCUGUGUGAAGUUAGCAGAAAAGCAGAAUAAUUCCAGCAGAAUGGCAGAAUAGCAGAAUAGCUGAAUAAUUCCAGCAAAAUGGCAGAACAGCAGAAUAGUAGAAUAGCCUCAUUAGAAUAGCAGAAUAGCAGAAUACCUCCUGCAAAAUGGCAGAAUAGAAGAAUAACUUCAGCAGAAUAGCAGAAUAGCAGAAUACCUGAAGCAGAAUGGCAGAAUAACAGUAUUACUCCAGCAGAUUGGUAGAAUAGAAGAAAACCACCAGCAGAAUGGCAGAAUAGCAGAAUAGCAGAAUGGUAGAAUUGUUUCAGCAGAAUGGCAAAAUAGUAAAAUAGCCGAAAACCUCUAGCAGAAUGGCAGAAUAGCAGAAUAACUCCAGCAAAAUAUCAUAAUAACUACAGCUUAAUGGCAGAAAAGCGGACAGUAGAAUAACUCCAGCACAAAGGCAGAAUAGCAGAGUAGCAUAAUAACUCCAGCAGAAUGGCAGAAUAGCAGAAUACCUCUGGCUGAAUAGAAGAAUAGCAGUAAAACACACCAGAAUGGCAGAAUAGCAGAACAGUAGCAUAACUCCGGCAGAAUGGCAGAAUAGCAGAGCAUUUUAAGCAGAAUGACAGAAUAGCAAAUUAACACUGGUAGAAAAGCAGAAUAGCAGAAAAACUCAGCAGAAUGGAAGAAAAGCAGAAUAACUCUAGCAAAAUAGCAGAAUGGCAAAAUAGCAGAAUGGCAGAAUAGCAGACAAGCAAAAUACCUCAAGCAGAAUGCCAGAAUACCAGAAUAUCUCCAGCGGAAUGGAAGAAUAACUCCAGCAGUACGGCAGAAUAGUAGAAUAACUCCAGCAGAAUAGCAGAAGAACUCCAGCAGAAUAGCAGAAAAACUCCAGCAGAAUACAAGAAAUGCAGACCAGCAAAAUAACUCCAACAGAAUGGCAAAAUAGAAGAAUAAUCUCAGUAGAAUGGCGGAAUAGCAGAAUAGUAGCAUAAUAGCAUUGCAGAAAACUUCCAGCAGAAUAGCAUCAUGGCAGAAUGGCAGAAUUGUAUCAGCAGAAUGGCAAAAUAGUCGAAUAGCCUAAAACCUCAAGCAGAAUGGCAGAUUAGCAAAAUAACUCCAGCAAAACAGCAGAAUAACUACUGCUUAAUGGCAGAAAAGCAGAACAGUAGAAUAACUCCAUCACAAUGGCAGAAUGGCAGAGUAGCAAAAUACCCCUAGCAGAAUGGCAGAAUAGGAGAAUACCUCUGGCUGAAUAGAAGAAUAGCAGAAAAACACAGCAGAAUGGCAGAAUAGCAGAACAGCAACAUAACACCGGCAGAAUGACAGAAUAGCAGAGUGAUUUAAGCAGAAUGACAGAAUAGCAAAAUAACUCUGGCAGAAAAGUAGAAUAGCAGAAAAACUCACAAGAAUGGCAGAAAACCAGAAUAACAGCAAAAUAGCAGAAUAACUCCAACAGAAUGGCAGAAUAGCAGACCAGCAGAAUAACUCCAGCAGUACGGCAGAAUAGUAGAAUAACUCCAGCAGAAUAGUAGAAUAACUCAAGCAGAAUGACAUAAAAGCUCCAGCAGAAUGGCAGAAAUGCAGACUAGCAGAAUAACUCCAACAGAAUGGCAAAAUAGAAGAAUAACCUCAGUAGAAUAGCAGAAUAGUAGAAUACCUCCAGUAGAAUGUCAGAAUAGCAGAUUAACUUUAGCAGAAUAGCAAAAUACCUCCAGCAGAAUGGCAGAAUAACAGAAUUACUCCAGCAGAAUGGUAGAAUAGCAUAAUACCUACAUCAGAAUUGCAGAACACCAGAAUGGCAGAAUAGCAGAAUGGCAGAAUGGAAGAAUAGCAUAAUGUCUCAAGCAGAAUUGCAGAAAAGCAGAAUAGCAGAAUACCUCUGGCUGUUAACUUCACAUAGAUUGACAACAUGGGAUUUACCUGAGCUGUUAUUAAUUGCGAGAAGAAAAUGAUCUUUGUAGUUUGAAAAACUACAUGAUCUUGUUAUGAAGAAAAUAUGUUAAGUGAAAUGUUGUUAUGUUGUUUUUUGGGGUCUUUUUUUUGUUUUGUUUUUUUCAAGUUUCUGCCUCUCACUUUGGCAUGCUCCCCUGUUUUGAAAUAUGUCUCCUGAUAUUUUUAGAAAAUAAUAUGUCUAUAACCAAAAUAAUAAUACAGUAGUAUUAUGUUUAUGCUAAUAUAUUUUAGCAUAUAUAACUAUAUAUAAUACAAAAUUACAUGAAUACCAACUAUUAGCAUAUCUUCCAAUUCCAACUGGAAGUACAAUAAGUCAAAACAAAAUUCAGCUGUAAAGGUAGAAAGUAUUCUGGUUUCUACAGCUGAAAAAGCAAUAAGAAAAAUUGUAAAAUCAUCAGGUACAGUUUAUAUUUAUAAUGAUAUCUAAAGUUCUACAUAACAAUUAAAUUAUAUGGAUGCGCAUGACAUUCUACUAAUGCUGUUUUAAGAACAACAUUUUUUGUAAUCUAUCUACUAAGCUAACUUUACACGCUCUGUUCCCAAUCUAUCAAACUCAUCCGCAUUAAAUAAUAUUACUACUUAUUAUUCAGAACAGCAGUAAUUAAGGCAUAAAAAUCAAUUACAAUGAUAAAAUCAAUACGUAAAAAAAAAAACAAUUUUUAUCAAAAACACACAAUCGACAAGAUAUGUCAACUGCAAACAAAAUUACUUGUUCUGCAUUAUCUUCUGGAUUUAAAACAAAAUUUUACUAUGAUAUUCUCCCGUCACUAUUAAGCAAAAACUUCAAUAUCAGUUUCUCACGACUGUUGAUACAUAGCAAAAUAAUCAUUCCCUAUUGGCCCGUUGCGGUUUCUGACAGGAUUUGUAAUUUGGUAAUUCCAUAGCAUUCUCAGAAACAUUUGUAUUUAGAUAAAGAAAAUUGGGAGAAGACACAAUAGGCUGUUAGGCAGGAGUUUCAUCUAUGGUUCAAAAAUAAAUACACGUUGCUCUGACUUCUUGUCGUAAGUCUGGUCAACUAUACUCGCACGCAAAUAAAGAUGCUGUAACUCUAGCUACAUGUAUGUAACUACCAU